UCAUUUGGAUUCGGUGUAAUUUACGUUUGUUUUUCUUGUCAAAACUCUUUCGAUUAACAUUUAAAACAACGCAAGGUCACCAGACGUCCGCAUUUCACAUUAGUCUACAACUGGCUUAUUCCGCGUUAAUAAUGUUCCUUUUCAAUAAAUGAAAUUCAUAUCGAAGCAGGAACGACGAUGAGAUUAGUGUUAUUAUUAACAGCGAACCUAGAUACAAAACAUUGAUUGGCAGUAUUAAAGCUUUCGUCAUAACAUCGGCGAAUGAAUGCUAUACCUUGUAAACAUUGCCAUAUCGGAAAAAGACAAAAUCGAUACUCUUCGAUUGAACACCUGAUCUAGGGUGAUCGCUGUAUAGAACAAACGGGUUUUCGUACCUUUAGUAUUGUAUUCAAUAAAGGAUUUAAUACUUGCAGUUUAAAAUGUGUGGAAGUUGACCAAAAACUAGGACUCUAUGUAACGAAAAUGUUUAAUUAAGUUAUUUUAAUAUAAUUACACAGACAAACAACGAAGUUUGGAACCACUGCUAAAGAUGCACAGUAAAUCAUGGGGUCUUCAGCCAGUAAAGAUUCCCAUCUACCACAGAGGCCAUUGUCAGAGCCUGCGGGACGCGGCUCGCUGCGAAAAGAUCAAACUAAUGGAAAGCUUGUGACUAACCCGACUAAUUCCCCGUCAGAACAAGGAUCGACCGCCAACAACAACAAUGUGCUCCAGCACCGGGGUAAGGGCACGUCUGUGGCCUCCACUCUCGAAAAUACCGUAUAUGAGCACGUGUUCCAUGUGACCACAGGCCAGACGACGGGGGACGACCUUCCGGAGACGAGCGUGCUGCUUGCGGAGACCGCCAAGAAGGCCGGAACCCCCGCACUCCUCACACACACAAACAUAGAGGAGGCUGUGUUUGAGCGGUUGAUGUUACGGAACCCCGGGAGUAAAUUGGUAUCUACGGUACCUGGGUCACCCAGCCACGCGCCACCCGCCCUGCUGAAGGCAGCCCCCGUGGCGGAACCGCUCGCUCUCAAGUACCUCUACCACUGCUUCGUUCGAUGGAGGGCCGUCAAGGAGGACCCAAAGUUUGCUGGUGCAUCAAAAGAACUAGCCAAGAGUGAGAAUGUGAUCUUCCAGAAUGCCACCCUGUGUUUGCAACAGCCCAAACUGUUUCAGAAACAGAAUGUUUACGCCCAGUUCAUAGAUCUGUGUAUUGACGCAGGCGUUAACUUACUGGACACCAAAUCCAAAAUCUACGAGUUCAUAAUGAAGUUGGUUGAGCGGAUGGACCAGCAGCCGGGAGCGGUUAUGGAAUGCCUAGUGCCCGUUCUCAAGAUGAUUCGUACAAAGUUUACCACGGAGUUCAAACUUUCACAUGCAAACGAAAUCUCACAGUAUACGUCAGUGGUUAGACUGUUCACAUGCUCCGAGACGCUCGCAAAGGUGUUCAUGGAGUUUAACGCACCUGUGGACUGGGGAGUGGGUGGGAGUUAUGAGCGGACGCUGCUGGGCGCCAUGUUCGCCCUGAAUCCGUGCCCCCGUGGUGCUGAGGUGCCGUGCGAGUUCUUCGCCGAUAAUGCGGCUGAACAAUCCACCCACGAUCUGCACAAGACCAUCAUGUUCAUAUGGCAGCGGUUGUACACGAUUUGCGAGGACAUCAACCGGAUCCUGAAGACGAUCAUCAAACUGUCACCCGGCCUGAGACACAGCGUUCUCAACUGGCUGGGCAGAUGUUUACACGCCAACAGAGGCAAAGUAGACCUGUGGUCGGCACACGAGACGGAGGUGUUCCAGAAGGACUUCUGUUCCGACGGCUUCUCCCUGAACAUGUGUCACGUGUUGCUUCACCUUUGCACGCCCUUCUCCACCCCCGGAAGUCCAAUGUUGCUCAAGGUGAAGCCCAGCUACACCAGAGCGGCCCCCGCCACCGACCAACAGGCAGAGGAACUGUGUGUUCACUCACGAGGCCUGGAGGACGAGAGAACACUGGCGCCCUAUACCGAGGAGCGGCAGCUUCCCCCGGAGAAGUGUUACACGUUCAUCUGCGAAUGUUUUUUCCUGACACACCAGGCGCUCCACAUUGCGUACAGCAUGGUUUACAAGCUUUACAAACUCAACAGCAGCAUUGUCCGCCUCAAACGCCUGCUCGAGCUCCUUAAAGAGACGCACACCAGGCGCGUCAUCGCCUUGGUUAAAAUGCAGCUCAAUAGAGAGUUCUGCUGGUAUUACAACAUGAAAGCUGCCUUGACAGAGUACAGCUUUACAAAAAUGUGCCUUAGUUUUCACGUUGCCACGGCGACCUGGCUGGUCCAAGUCGCUUCGCGGGAUGACGUCAAGGAUUUUCCUGACGUCACGCUGCCACUUCCAGUAGAGAUACCAAAGUCAUUAUCGUCUAUACCGGAGUUUGUGAUAACCAAUUACACCAUGUUUGUGUCGUCUUUAGAAAUAUUUGGAGGAAUGGAUCUCCUAGCGGGUGACCGGGCAAUACUUGACCACAUGAUGACGCUCGUCCUCGUUUUCAUGGGGAGUCCCAAGCGCUUGGCCGACUCGGAUGCACGUGCCAAACUCUCCGAGGCGCUUGAUGCACUUCUCCCGCGACAGAACGACGACGGCUCGUAUAACACCUCUAAAACGAGCGGUAACGUUGACGCCAUGUUCCGGGAACACCGCCUGAUAGGCCAUUUGGCUGGGACAGUGCUCAACGUGUUUGUGAGUAUUGAGAUGACGGGACAGUCCGUAGACGACGAACGCAAGUUUAACUACCGGAAGUCCAUGCAUAAGCUCCUCCAGUAUAUGUGGAAGAUACCUUUACAUAAACAGGCCAUCAAGGGUCUUGCGAGUACCGCCAUGAAGGAGAUAGAGAAUACAGAACCACCUCUAUUUCUACGUUUCAUUAACCUCCUCAUCAACGAUGCCAUAUUUCUUCUCGACGAGGCUUUAGAUCACAUGAAACAAAUCAAGGAUCUUGAGCUUGAGCGGGACACUGGCAAGUGGGACGGACUGUCGGCUGAGGCGGCGCGCGACAAGGAGACUGGGCUGCGUCACCUAGGAAUGAUGGGCCGCUACCGGAACGUGAUGGCGAACUAUACCAUCUAUACGCUGGAGAUACUGUCCCGGGAGAUCAGGGACAUUUUCUGUCAUAGCCUAAUGGUGGAUAGGGUCGCCGGCUUGCUCAACUACUUCCUAGAACACCUGGUCGGCCCAAAACAGAAAGAAUACAAGGUGCGAGACAGGCGUGAGUACGAGUUCCGACCGGAGCAGAUCGUGUCCGACAUCUCACACAUAUACGUAUACCUGGGCACCUCAGACACGUUCUGUAAGGCCGUCCUCGGUGAAACAAGGUCGUUUUCGGAGAAUCUGUUCCAGCAAGCGACAACGGUGCUCGAGAAGAUCGGGGUGCAGGCGGAGUUUCUCGUCAAAUUUGUAGAGCUUAACGAUAAACUUAAGGGUCUAGAGAGGGAAGCACACCACGAAGAGGAGAUGUUAGCGGACGCACCGGACGAAUUUCUAGAUCCCAUCAUGGGCACCCUGAUGGCUGACCCCGUCACCCUGCCGGACUCAAAGACUAACAUGGACCGCAAUGUCAUUGCCAGGCAUCUACUCAGUGACCAGCGUGACCCAUUCACCAACAUGCCGCUGUCCAUGGACCGGGUUACCCCCAACACCGACCUCAAACAGCGGAUAAACCACUGGAAGGCCGAGCAGCUAAAGAAAACAUAGCAACUACAUUGAACUAUAAGAGCCGUGUUCACGUCUUAAUUCUGAGAUAUUGGGUCUGAAACACAGAUUGUUGGCCCAUGUUUACAGUCUUGAUUAAGACUCAUUCGAAAAGUUGGUCUCUAGAGAGAAAGUGUGCUGGCUUAUAGUGAAUAUGGAACAAGGAGUGAUUCUUUAGUGAGAAACGGGUUGCUUUUCCUGUUUUUCUUCAUUGCAAUAUAAUUGUCAAGUUAUGGAAAUACAGUGGCUGUAAUCCUUAUGUGCGUUACUGCUUCAAGCGAAUUACGUUUCAGGUGUAUGCUUUAAAGGGUUUUAUUGAUGGUGAUUGUUCUAAUCCAUCAUUGUGUUUCCGUUGCGCUUCAUUAAAAUACAUGUUCUUUUACAGUUGAAGUAUUUAAUCAUGUUUUGCAUCACUUGCAGUUUUAUGUUUUCACUGUUAAAAUUAUAUUUUAUGUUAAAUGUUAUUUAUAUAUUU
Messenger RNA from Mya arenaria, 4177 nucleotides. RefSeq names its product ubiquitin conjugation factor E4 A-like. The record is from RefSeq and is a predicted model, not a curated record. NCBI's taxonomy places the organism in Eukaryota, Metazoa, Mollusca, Bivalvia, Myida, Myidae. Gene Ontology annotation, molecular function: ubiquitin-ubiquitin ligase activity. Gene Ontology annotation, cellular component: cytoplasm; ubiquitin ligase complex; nucleus. The transcript is spliced from 22 exons. Gene Ontology annotation, biological process: protein polyubiquitination. Bases 544 to 3705 code for a protein of 1053 amino acids.